Amorphotheca resinae ATCC 22711 is the source of this 2182-nucleotide messenger RNA. RefSeq lists its product as hypothetical. NCBI's taxonomy places the organism in Eukaryota, Fungi, Ascomycota, Leotiomycetes, Helotiales, Amorphothecaceae. Bases 23 to 2053 code for a protein of 676 amino acids. The transcript has 2 exons. The record is from RefSeq and is a predicted model, not a curated record.
UGAACGAUCUAUUCUGGAAGUUAUGAUGAGCCGCGGAGGUUGGUCUAGUAGCAUCCAACGCGACAUAGCAGCAAAUCGUGCUUUGGACUCAGAAGCUCGGAUAAAUGAUGAAUGGCUAAUGAGCAAACGUAUAUCACGAGAAUGUGCUCUUGGUCCGGACUGGACCGGCAAUGGAAUUUCUGACAGCACUGAAUACCAAUCAUUGCCUUCGAAUAAAUCUGGAUUUGUCUGUACCUGCAUCGUUGAUUUCACAGAUAUACCAGUGCACAAUCCGGGAAAAAGUGCAUCGGGGACGAUCUUCACCGUCAGCACCUGUGGGAAAUUCCUAAUGGCUGCAAAUGGAUGUUUGAUAUAUAUCUACGAGAUGAAUCGAAGCCACCGCCCCAAAGAUGGUGAUCAGGUCGUUCAUCCAGGCUCUUUACGUCCUGUUACAAGCAUUAUUUGCCCUGGGAGAGUAAUAGCGUGCAGUAUGGACACCUCGUCAUACCGAUAUGCUAUUGCAAGUGGGUUGUAUAGCAUGCUUCCCCCUUUCCAAGGGAAAGUUCAUGCUAACACGAUGCCCAUUGAGAUUGGGCCCCGAUCUCUCUAUCGUAACCUCUGCUCUGAUGACGAUCCACCUCGGUCGGUAGCCAUUUGUCCACAGCGGCGCUGCGUUGCUUAUGGCUGCUCUGCUGGCAUCGAACUUCAUUGGGUUGAUGCACUCACCGGUCAGGACUUGAACAGAUGGUUUCCGCUCACGGCACCAAGCGAUUACCUAUUCUUCCUACCACCGAGAACCAGUGUAGACUCAGCAAAGAAAUUACGACUCAUUAGUAGUGCUGCAAAACCCAGCGAGAGAGCUGCGAUCAGUCAAAGAGCAUUUGGAGGAACCUCGCAAAAUAGUCCAUUUUGGGAGAGAUUCAACUAUGGCGCCCUCAUAGAGGAGAACAAUGCAGAGGCAAACAGUGAUCAAAGCCUUCUAUUGAGGUUGAGAGCCAGUACCCACAGCAGAGCCUUUGCUGGAAGGAUGGAUUGUUCCGACCAUUAUCGUGCGGUGCCACUCAGCGAUGGAUACCACGUCCUCUUCACAGAUCCUACGACAGGUCUUCUAUGUCUUGGAAGCGAUGCCCCUGUUGGUGGUCCUUUGAAACUACUGCGUAAAAUAUGGUUCCAGGGUCCGGAGGGCAAGGGAAGCCCCGUUGCUUAUGCAAGUGGUUCUGAUAUGAGCUGGGGUGUGCGGGUGAUCGCGGCAUUUGGUGCCGGCCCAGAGCAGAGCAUUUGGUUCUUCUCAGUGCCAGCAGAUGUGUUUGCUGCCAAUAAGGGCUCUCAGUCAAUUUUCGGAGGCUCAUAUGACAAGACCAGCUCCAGUGGCAAGAGCAGGAAUAUGGAUUGGGUUGACUGGUGGCCAGAUCGUGGUCUCUACGAGUGGCUGAAUAAUGCACAAGAGACUAUGCCAGGUGUUCUUCCUAGAUCUGUUUGGCCUGUGAAGAUUAGAGGUCAGGAGAUUGGUACCUGUCCAUUAUUGGUAGAUCUUGCUGUCGAUUCUGGCCCGUCCCUAACCGUUUGGGCCUUCAGCAAAGAGGGUAUAGCUAGGGUAUGGAGGAUUGAUGAUGGGAAAGAUGGGAAUGUCAGGAACAUACGAGUUGUUAGGGAUGGUACAAUCCGUGAGCGAGACGGCGAAGGCGAUCUCGAGAUGAGUGAUAGCUCGGGGUCGACACCGGAACUUCUCGAGUCGCCGUUGUCUCUGACACAGGAGUCUUUCGAUGGCGCAACUUCAUUGAACAAAGCCACAACUUUGGCAACAAGAUUUGUUAGGCGGAGUUCUAUCGAUGAAGGGAGCCAGCAAAGAGUGAACUAUGAUUCGGAAGGGGAUGUUAUAAUGGAAGAUGUGGAUAGCAGCGACUACUACCAAGCAUGGCCGCCGGAUUCCUUUGAGGCAGUGGUGUUUUUACAACAUCAGGAUGGUAAUCUAUAUCGAACGUCUCGCGGGUCAGGCGAAAGCCUUGAAAGUAUUGGGUCUGAUCUCAUUGAGGGCUUGGCUGGGGUUACGAGAAUUGAGAUUGAAAUUCGUUGAAGGCUUCAGAUUGCCAUGGUUAUGGUCUGAUUGGAGUAGAUUGGCCAAGGUCGAAGAUUGAUCCUGUUAUAAUUCUAGAGUGUUGCCAACACCAAGUAUCAAUAGAGCAGAAUUGUAUCCCUAUUUCCC